AUGGCCCAGCUGGGCCAUCGCGUCUUUCAUUCUCUUUCUCUCGCAUCAGCCUUCAAUCACGAUCAGAGCAACGACGCCGAGCAGGAGUAUGAUCGUCUGCGCGAGCUCGCCAGACAGGAGGCCUCGAAGCGAGGCGACUGUUUCCAACGGUCCAAGGAAGCGUACAACAAUGGAGACGGCGCGCGCGCCAAAGAACUGUCAGAACAAGGCAAGGCGCACGGUCGCAAGAUGGAGGAAUAUAACAAGCAGGCCUCCGAAUUCAUCUUCCGCGAGAACAACGCCAAUGGUCGAGUCGAGGCCGACACAAUCGACUUGCACGGUCAAUUUGUGGAAGAGGCGGAGGAGAUUCUGGAGGAGCGCAUUCGGUAUGCGAAAGCGCAUGGACAGGACCAUUUGCACGUGUACGUCUUGAGGAUGGCCAUCUUGCCCCCCCCCCUUGACUUUGAUCUCUCUUCACUCCCCAAGCCGGUGGCCCCCUUUUCGAUCGUCGGCAAAGGUAAUCACUCUGCCGGCCACGUCCAGAAGAUCAAGCCUCGUGUCGAACAAAUCUGCCGUGAACUGGGCUUGCAAUACGCCACCGAGGAGAACGCCGGUCGAAUCUACGUGAAUCUGACCGGUGGCGAGGCCGUCAUGCCACCGUACCCCGGGCCCCAAGCUCCUCAUCACGGUGGUGGCCAGUCCUACCCGGGUCAGCAUCACCAGCAGCAACAACAACCGUAUCGCCCGCAGCCGCAGCAACAGCAUCACCAGCAGCAACAGCAACAGCCGCAGCAACAGGAUGAGGUGGAGCAGCUGGUUACUAAGAUUGUGCGCAAGCUGGAGAAAGCGUGCUGUGUGGUCAUGUAA
Molecule: messenger RNA, 846 nt
Organism: Penicillium diatomitis
Lineage: Eukaryota; Fungi; Ascomycota; Eurotiomycetes; Eurotiales; Aspergillaceae
Product: Smr domain-containing protein
Exons: 4
Coding region: 1-846 (281 amino acids)
Source: RefSeq, a predicted model, not a curated record